AUGACUGCGUUUAGAUUUAAUAUUACGGAACAACCUGUUCAAAUGCGUCCGGCUCUCCCGGUUCCUAACUAUGUCUGGAAUUUAUAUGAUAAAGUACAAAAGGAAGAUAUUGACUCAAUUCGACAUUACUAUCCUCAAAGAAUUACGGAAACUAACGAAAGAAUGUUGCUUUUGCGGUACAACCUUACUGUAACGGGACAAAACCUUACCGACGAACGAGUUAUUGGCGCUGUGCUAAAACUGAAGUUAAAUCGCGGGGUCAGACAGCGACGAGUUAAGAUUUUUGAAAUUGACCAGAGGAAUCCUGAUAUAUCAAGGUGUGUGGAUGUGUUGAUAGAUUCACGGCAGUUUGAAGCAGAACCGAGAAAAGAUCACCAAUGGGUGGAUAUGGAUGUUUCUGAAACCUUAACAAGAAGAAGGCUUGAUAUGCAAUCGGUUGUUUUUGCGGUGGAAUUGACUGAUGGUGCAAUGACUUACGGGGUGCCGUCUGCAGCGUACACAGUAUCCUCAAUGCCAUACAGCCGAACACAGGAGGCAGCGCUUGUUGUGUAUAUCCAGUCGAACGAUGCCGCCAAGAGUCGGAGGAAACGUAGGGCUGGAGAGAGAAAAAAGAGGCAGCACAAAAACAAAAAUCACAGAAAAGAAGCAAAAAUGUGCCGUCGAAGAGAACUAACAAUUGAUUUUAAGCAGCUGGGGUGGAACGAUUGGAUUCUUGCUCCUACAAGCUACAAAGCUUAUCAGUGUCAAGGUGAGUGUCCAUAUCCAAUGCCGAAUUCGAUGAACACAACGAAUCAUGCUAUCGUACAAGGAAUUUUAAAUUCAAUUGAUCCUGAAAGAAUUCCACCACCUUGUUGUGUUCCAAUUGAGAUGGAGAGUUUGGCAAUUUUGUACAUUGACGUUGAAGGAAAAAUUGUGGUUAAGAAGUAUCCGGAUAUGGAGGUUAAAGCGUGUGGGUGCCGAUAA
Messenger RNA from Enterobius vermicularis (human pinworm), 963 nucleotides. NCBI's taxonomy places the organism in Eukaryota, Metazoa, Nematoda, Chromadorea, Rhabditida, Oxyuridae. The record is from the annotation of a GenBank genome assembly.